Molecule: messenger RNA, 4521 nt
Organism: Stegodyphus dumicola
Lineage: Eukaryota; Metazoa; Arthropoda; Arachnida; Araneae; Eresidae
Molecular function (GO): zinc ion binding
Source: RefSeq, a predicted model, not a curated record
AAAAUUUGACAGUGCGAGGCUUUAAUAAAAAGUAUGGGAACAGGCUAGAAUUGCUUUAUUUAAACUGCUACAUAUAAAAAGUGAUUUAUUGAUUUCUUGCAAGUUAAUUUCGCAUAUAUGUGAUCCAAAGGAUGUGCAUAAAUAUAUCUUCUAGUGACUGGAAUGAUAUACAUUUAAACUGGGCAAGCAUUUAUCAGAGUGUUCGAUGCGGAUAACAACAGAAUGUGUGCUUUACAUGAAUAUAAUUGUAUGGCAUCUAAUCAGAAUCAGUUAGCUGAUGGUGCUCUUUUGAAUAUGGCACUGAUGCACUCUCUGAAUUGUGCUUCAGAUCGAUUAUCAUGUGACUGUGUCAAUGCAAAUGUUAAGGUAUCUAAAGCUUGCGAAGAUUCUGCAACAACUUCAUCUAUUAACUGUACCAAUCCUUCUAUGGAUUCUAAUAAUGUUUUUGAUAAAGCUCAUAAUCUUAAUGAUAAAAAAUCUCUAUAUAUGUCUAAAGCAUGUAAGUAUUCAUUUAUUGCAUCAGAUUACACUUCUGCUGAAGGACAGAAACUUCUGAGUAUAAAGGUAUAUCAGAAACCUCCAGAAACUGAUUGUUCUGUAUCUAAAGGUAAAAAUUUUCUCUCAAAGAGAUCCAUAUCUGAAUAUUUCUUAAGUAAAAAUGGUGUAGAUAAAGAUAAUCAAGAAGAUAAAAAUAAAGAAAAUAAUUUACUGAAGUCGUGGCAGCGAACAUUUUUCAAACCACAAGUGCUAAUACAUCAUCCUUUUGAAGAAUUUCGCCACUGUGAUAAGAUAAAUACAUCUUAUAUUCAAGACUCUGUAAAAGAAUCAACUUUAUUCAAUUCUGCUGUUUCAAGUGACUUGGGAUUAACCUCAAGCAAAAGUAAUUAUUCAUUACAUGGUCAACAGGCACUGAAUGUUCUUGACCCUGAGCCUGGCAUUUCUGGAAUUGCAAAUGAGUGUGUUGAGGAAAAUAAAAAUGUUCAGACUGGAUUAUCUGAUGAUAGAUUUUCCCAUAAAAGCUAUAAUUUAAACCCAAAUGUCAACUUCAAAGUUUUUGAUAUUGAGUCACUUAGUGAAUCUGGUGAACCUUGUGAUAAUGCUUCUUUAGAGAAUAAUGCUCAUUUUGGUUUGGAUGAUGCAUGGUUUAUGCCUAGUGCUCGUCACACCUUCAGUGGUGCUGAUAUUUCUGGUUCAGCCUCUGCUGCACAGCUCAGUGUUGCUAGCAGUUUUGGAGACAGUAGCCUACCUACAUGCAAAAUUUGCCACACUGUUGCCAAGCCAGAUGAUCCUUUAAUAUCACCCUGUCGCUGCACUGGUACUCUGCGAUAUAUACAUUGUGGUUGUUUAAUGAAAUGGCUGGAAAUUUGCAAUAAAAGAUCUAGGAAGCCACCAACAUGUGAACUCUGUAAAUACCAAUUUCACUGGCAUAAAAAAUUCAAGGUUGGACAAUGGCAAUUCCCUCAUUGCUCCUGGCAGGAUAAAAUAUUACACACUGUUUUCCUCAUUUCAGUGUUAAUCAUGAUUGGAUGUGCUGUAGUUACUGUUAUGUGCUUCAAGCAACACCGAGGAGCAAAAUCAGAGAUUACUCAUCUAGAACUUACUCAGUCUGAAAUUAUAACUCUUAUUUGUGGUGCAUUGUUCUUCCUUGCAUUCUUUUUAGCCAUGUAUGUUGAAAUAAAAGCUAGAAAUACUAUUUAUAAACUCAUGCUCAAAUUCAUAUAUCUAAACCAACAGUGGUAUAUUGAUGAAUAUGAUAAAAAGAAAGAAAAUGCAGCAAUAGAUGUAUAAUUAUCAUAUGUAUAAAAUGUAAAUACUCAUGAAGAAAUGAUUUCUCCUCUUUUUGGCCACUUACUGUAGUUUCACUGCAUAGAGAUAUAGAUUAUUUUUGAAAAAGGAAAUGUACAGGCUUUUUUCUGUGUUAUAAAACUCUAGCACUUGCCGAUAUUAGCCUUUUUAUACAAUUUUAAUCUGUUAAAUAGUUAUCUGUACCUAAACAAGGAUUUAUUUGAGUGGCUAACAAAACUCUAAAUGUGUGCUAGCAUUUUAUACAUUUUGUACCUAUGUUUUCUAAUGUAAUUUUUUACUUAACUAUAUUUUAAAUUGUUGGCAAGUUUUUCCAUGGUAAGGAAAUUCAGGAUUUAAAAUGGCAUAGCAUUUUACUUCUUUAUAUAUACUAUCUUAAGACAUAGAAUAUAAAUGUAAAAUAAUAAAACUAAUAUAUAUAUAUAUAUAUAUAUAUAUAUAUAUAUAUAAAGUUUAUUACUUUAUUUAAGAAUAUCAUACACUAUGUAAGUUGUGAUAGACUCAAUUUAUUUAAUGUUAAAAAUUAAUAAUUUAAGAGAGCUUAAUUUGUAGUCAUUAGUUGUGUAAGAUAUUACUCACAGGUUAAGCCUUAAGGGGGGGUUUGAAGAAAGCAAGUCUUGUAUAAACUGAUGUGUUUUGUGUUUUCUUUCUCUUUCAUCUGUUUACCAAAUCAAAGUUUAGCAUAUCUUCCAUAUUUACUAAAGUGUUAUAAUUGUAUAUUGUAUUCUUUAUUAUGCAAGGGGGAAUUUCACUGAAGUAAUGUGCCUCAAACUGAGCUCAUAGCCAUGCUGAUUAAUAGUUGUGAAAUAGGACACUUAAAAAUUAAUGUUAGUGCUAUUAAGUUGUGGAAGUUUUUUGACAGAGAAAAGGUAGAUUUGUAUAUUGUUUCACAUGAAGAUAAUUAUGUGUUGGCUAUGAGUUUGUCAAAUUGUGUUUUAUAUAAGAAAACGAUAUGAAUUUGGUAUGGGUUACUGAUAAUUACUAUGCAGAUACUAUGCAGCAUAAAAAAUGUGUGUGUUUGUGUGAUAAAACUACACAAAAAGAUAUAAAUUUGGUAUGGAUUACAGAUAAUUACUAUGCAGAUACUAUGCAGUUUUUGCACCUUUAAUACAAAGAUAUUUCAUAUUUAAUCUUUUAUUAGUAGUAGUAAGACUUAGAAAAUCUCCCUGUGUGUGUGCUAAACACACUGACUGACUUUUUGCUUAUUUUGCCCUACUAAUGUAUUUCAUUGAUUAAGACUAUUUCAUUUUGUAAUAUCUAUUCUAUGGCUUUCACUCUUUUAAUGUAUCCUUAAAAAAUCCUGUUGUAAUGCAGUGCAUUUAUAUGAAUUUCUAUAGCUUGGGAACCCCCUUCCUGAAACAAAUCACUUUCAAUUAUUUUUUUUUCCCUGUUUUAUGUAGGGUGUUCAAUUUAAAAGAAAAACUCAUUUAUGAAACAUAAAUUUGAAACAGCAUGAUAAUUAUGUAAAUAUGCUGUUCACCUCUUAAAUUAACAAUCUGCCUUUAAAAUCUCCUAAAAUAUUCAAAUUGUCCAGUUCUGCAUUUGUAUCAUUAAUCUGUGCAAGGUUCCUUUAUAUGGAGAUUAAAUAUAUAUAUUUUUUAAAUACAUUAAUAAUUUGAGUGAAAAUAACUGUAAAUUAGUGCAGAAUUAAUUAUAUCAAGUUGAAAGCAGUGUAAUUUAAAGAACUGAUAAAGAAUAUAAUUCAUAAUAAAAUAACGGGAGCAGUUAUACAUUUCGCAAACACAAGAAAAAAAUAAGUUUAAUACGUUUUCAGUAUAAUAAUCAACAGUUUGACUCUCAAGAUGGAGAUAUAUUUGUAGAUGGUAAACAACAUUUUUACUUGUACUGGCACACAGUUCAAAUAAAAUGUUAAAUUCUUUACUAAUAAAUAGCAUCAUAUCAGUUUUAUCCUUAAGGUACUCCCCCAAUUGAAUAUAUCUGGGUUAAAGGAGCAAGCUGGCCUUCCACUGACCCAUAACUCCACCCAUAUGAAAAAUUUUGUGACAUGCUUGUUGCUAAAUGCAUACUCAUUUUGUAGUUAUAUUACCCAAAGCAGAAUGUAAUGUAAUGUCUUUUGUGUCACUUGAUACACUCUCAUAUGUAUAAUUUAGUAGUUGUCUUUGUUAGUGCUCUCUGGUACUGUAUUUUAAGAAAAUUAUGAAUUGCUUCAUAAUAUAAAAGAAUUUUAAUAUUCAUGGGAAAAUGUUUGAAUAUUAUAAAGUUUCUUCUUCAUGCUUAAAAAGUAUUGAGGAUUAAAAAUUUGUAUUUAUGGCUUUAACAAUUAAUUAAACUCUGUAUUUAUCGUAGAAAAUCGUAUAUAGCUAUUUCUAGAAAGUUAUCAUGAUAGCUGUUUGAAUCAGAGUUGCAAAUAUUUCUAAUUUGCUUGUAUACAAACAAUUCAGUAAAAUUUGCAACUUAGUAUUCAUUGCCAAAAUUUUCUGUUUGAUUGCCAAAUUUUAUUAUUCUGGAAGAAAUAUUCUAAUUCAUGAGAAACUAUGAAGACACAUUAGUUGUACAUGCUCUAAUUUUUAAAACAUAAGAAUUUAUGUGUGCUAUGGAAUAGUGAGAAUGUGAGAAACAUUCAUAAAGGUUUCUGUUUUUGAAGUAUUUUGUUGUUCAUUUCCUAUGUGUAUUGUUAAAAGCAUGUGAGAGUAUUUUUAUUAUAAAAUUUGUGACAAAUUUUUCAGUGAAAAUAAAUGAUUCUUGUUACAAAAUGAU